CCCCGCCCCCGAGGGAGGGGUCCCAGGCUCUCGGGCUCCCCCUGUCGCCCACCUCCUGCUUUGGUAGCUCCGGUGCCCAAAGCGCCCCAGUCCUGAGCCCUCUGAACUUGGAGGGUCGCCGCGAUCUGACACUCCCAAAUCCCAGCAUUGCUCCCCCAGACAGUGUGCGUCUUUGUAAAGGGUGGAGAAGAGCUUCGGAGACCCUGUCCUUACAGGGAUUCAAGAGGCGCCUCGUGAACUUCAAAAGUCCUGCGCGGAAACCCAGCUGCUGGGCUGCUGGCUCACCUGGGGUCUCCAGCUCCAGUCAGUAAAGAAGGAGGCUCUUAGCAUCACCUCUCUCAUACCCAGGGGGCCAGGCCCCAGCACUCUCCCCUUCAUAUCCCCUGUGUUGGAAUUUAGGAUCCCACUUUAACAUUUUAUAGCUUGAGAGUUUUACCACCAGGAAUCUAGGUCCACAGUCCCUUCCUCCUGUGCCACCUUACAAUUCAGACCCUAAGUCCCUUCUUUUUCAGGACCAUGCACCUUCAGACCAGCCCUUCCAGACUUUGGGAACGAAGGGAACAGGAGUUUCCUAGUGGGCUCAAGGGCAAAACUCUGGACUUGCACUGCCUCAGGUGCUCGUGGGCCUGGUACUAGCCCAGACUCCAGAACCGGCUCCAUAUCUGCAAGCCCCCACCCCCACUCUCAGACCCCAAUUUCAAGGACCCAGUUGUCUGGUACCACCCUCCUACACAGAGGCUCACAGGCGGCCUUAUAGGAUUGCUUGACCAGGAGGGCAGCAUGGGCAGAUGGCCUUGUGGGCACUCAGAGGCCAGGCUGUGGUCUGGACACAGCAGAUGCGGCUUUACUUCUGGAUGUCCAAGCACCAUGGCUACUGAUUACUGUGCUCCUUAGUAAAGGAAGGUGCGUAGCCGUGCUUCCUCAGAGGCUUGUAUGUACUAUAACUAUAUCUCAGUGACAUUCAUGAGACCAAGGCUGGUUUGUGCUAGGAAAGGCAGAAUGCCUGAACACUUUAAAAGGGGCUCAGGAUUAGGUCCAUAGGUUCCAGAAGAGAUGAGGACCCUGGAGUCCGAGGGAGGAGGCUGGGCCUGAACCCUGGAGUCUGAGGGAGGAGAGCUGGGAUUGAACCCUUGGGUCUGAGGGAAAAAGCUGGGCCUGGACCCACCAGGGUCUGAGGGAGAAGGCUGGGCCUGGAUCCUAGUCUGAGGGAGGAGAGCUGGGGCUUGAACCCUUGGGUCUGAGGAAUGAACCCUUGGGGCCAAGACUUCUAAUUCCAUAAUAGAGACCUAGUUUUUGAGCCCAGCCUUUUGGGGUGACAGAAGCCAAGGUCGGGUCUUGGCAUGGUGGUCAGUUGGUUACAGGAGCCAAAGAAAGGCCUCCAGGUGCUGAGCCUUUGUGAGGAGGGGGCUCAGGGCAGCUCCCACAGCACAGGAAUCUCAAUCAGAAACUAACAUCCCCACGCUGGUUCUGAAUCCCCCCCCCCUCCUUUUUUAUUUGCAGCCCCUCUCCCGUGUCCCAGGAGGAAGCCAGGGGCUGGGAGCCGGGGCAGGGGGCGGCCCUUCCCCCAGCCCUCGCAGGAGGAGGGGUCCCCGGAGAGGCCAGGAGGGGGGGCUGUGGGUCUCCAGCAGGGACGGACGGGGACUGAAUGUUAAUCGCAUCCCGACUGAGCGUGUGUGAGAGAGCAGUGAGUGUGCGAGUCCCUCCCGCUCCAGCUCCUCCAAGCCACGGCCGCCGCCGCCGCCGCCACCCUCCGCCCGCAGCCUCCUGGCCACCAGCGCCCAGCUGGGGGUGUGGGCCUGGGUGGGUCCGCCCGGCCCCCAGGGGUCUCCCGUGAGACUGCCAUCUGCCCGCGCAACAUGUGUAGCCUCGUCCUCACCUAGUCCGGGUGCCUGCAACCUUGGGGGACAGACAGGGCAGGUCAGGAUCAAGGAAGAGGAGGGAGACAGCCAGGGACAGGAAAGAGGUCCCUGCCGCUGCUGCUACCACCGCGCCAGCACUACUGCCUCCUGCCACCGCCCCAGGGCCUGCCCCCCCCCCCACCGGCUCCGCGAGCCCUCCGCAGAAUCUUCGGGUCCCUGGACACUGGGUUCCGGUUCUGGCCCCUCUGAAAUCCCCCCCACAGAACAGGGUCAUGAAAAGGGGCCGCCCGGCGGGACCCGCAGGCGAUGCGCCGCGCCGGGGGACCCCGCGGCCCUCGGGGCCCCGCUAGGAUGCUGCUGCUGCUCGCGCUGGCCUGCGCCAGCCCUUUCCCGGAGGAGACGCCAGGGCCGGGCGGGGGCGCCGGGCCGGGCGGGGGCGCAGGCGGGGCGCGGCCGCUCAACGUGGCGCUCGUGUUCUCGGGGCCCGCGUACGCGGCCGAGGCGGCGCGCCUGGGCCCGGCGGUGGCAGCGGCCGUGCGCAGCCCGGGCCUGGACGUGCGGCCGGUGGCGCUGGUGCUCAACGGCUCGGACCCACGCAGCCUCGUGCUGCAGCUCUGCGACCUGCUGUCGGGGCUGCGCGUGCACGGCGUCGUCUUUGAGGAUGACUCUCGCGCGCCCGCCGUCGCGCCCAUCCUCGACUUCCUCUCGGCCCAGACCUCGCUGCCCAUCGUGGCCGUGCACGGCGGUGCAGCGCUCGUGCUCACGCCUAAGGAGAAGGGCUCCACCUUCCUGCAGCUGGGCUCUUCCACCGAGCAGCAGCUUCAGGUCAUCUUCGAGGUGCUGGAGGAGUAUGACUGGACAUCCUUCGUGGCGGUGACCACGCGUGCCCCCGGCCACCGCGCCUUCCUGUCUUACAUCGAGGUGCUGACCGACGGCAGCCUGGUGGGCUGGGAGCACCGCGGGGCGCUGACGCUGGACCCGGGCGCGGGCGAGGCCGUGCUGGGGGCGCAGCUCCGCAGCGUCAGUGCACAGAUCCGCCUGCUCUUCUGCGCGCGCGAAGAAGCCGAGCCCGUGUUCCGAGCCGCCGAGGAGGCCGGCCUCACCGGGCCCGGCUACGUGUGGUUCAUGGUGGGACCCCAGCUGGCCGGAGGCGGGGGCUCGGGGGCCUUCGGGGAGCCCCUUCUUCUGCCAGGAGGAGCUCCACUGCCCGCAGGGCUGUUUGCAGUGCGCUCGGCGGGCUGGCGGGACGACUUGGCCCGGCGUGUGGCAGCUGGGGUGGCGGUGGUGGCUAGAGGCGCCCAGGCCCUGCUGCGGGACUAUGGCUUCCUGCCCGAGCUGGGCCACGACUGCCGCGCCCAGAACCGCACCCACCGCGGAGAGAGUCUGCAUCGGUACUUCAUGAACAUCACCUGGGAUAACCGGGACUACUCCUUCAAUGAGGACGGCUUCUUGGUGAACCCUUCCUUGGUGGUCAUUUCCCUCACCAGAGACAGGACGUGGGAGGUGGUGGGCAGCUGGGAACAGCAGACUCUCCGCCUCAAGUACCCGCUGUGGUCCCGCUACGGCCGCUUCCUGCAGCCUGUGGAUGACACGCAGCAUCUCACGGUGGCCACGCUGGAGGAGAGACCCUUUGUCAUUGUGGAGCCUGCUGACCCCAUCAGCGGCACCUGCAUCCGAGACUCGGUCCCCUGCCGGAGCCAGCUCAACCGAACCCACAGCCCUCCACAGGACGCUCCCCGCCCAGAAAAGCGGUGCUGCAAGGGCUUCUGCAUCGACAUUCUGAAGAGACUGGCACACACGAUCGGCUUCAGCUACGACCUCUACCUGGUCACAAAUGGCAAACACGGAAAGAAGAUAGAUGGUGUCUGGAACGGCAUGAUUGGGGAGGUGUUCUACCAACGUGCAGACAUGGCCAUCGGCUCCCUCACUAUCAACGAGGAGCGGUCUGAGAUAGUGGACUUUUCCGUGCCCUUCGUGGAGACAGGCAUCAGCGUCAUGGUGGCCCGUAGCAAUGGCACCGUGUCCCCAUCCGCCUUCCUCGAGCCCUACAGCCCUGCUGUGUGGGUGAUGAUGUUUGUCAUGUGCCUCACCGUGGUCGCUGUCACUGUUUUCAUCUUCGAGUACCUCAGUCCUGUGGGCUACAACCGCAGCCUGGCCACGGGCAAACGUCCUGGCGGCUCAACAUUCACCAUUGGGAAAUCCAUCUGGCUGCUCUGGGCCUUGGUGUUCAAUAACUCAGUGCCCGUGGAGAACCCCCGGGGAACCACCAGCAAAAUCAUGGUGCUGGUGUGGGCCUUCUUCGCUGUCAUCUUCCUCGCCAGCUACACAGCCAACCUGGCUGCCUUCAUGAUCCAGGAGGAAUAUGUGGACACUGUGUCUGGGCUCAGUGACCGCAAGUUCCAGCGGCCCCAGGAGCAGUACCCGCCCCUGAAGUUUGGGACAGUACCCAACGGCUCCACGGAGAAGAACAUCCGCAGCAAUUACCCCGACAUGCACAGCUACAUGGUGCGCUACAACCAGCCACGCGUAGAAGAGGCCCUCACCCAGCUCAAGGCAGGGAAGCUGGAUGCUUUCAUCUAUGAUGCCGCUGUGCUCAACUACAUGGCCCGAAAGGACGAGGGCUGCAAGUUGGUCACCAUCGGCUCCGGCAAGGUCUUCGCCACCACAGGCUAUGGCAUCGCUUUGCACAAAGGCUCCCGCUGGAAGCGGCCCAUCGAUCUGGCACUCCUGCAGUUCCUGGGGGACGAUGAGAUCGAGAUGCUGGAGCGACUGUGGCUCUCUGGGAUCUGCCACAACGACAAGAUCGAGGUGAUGAGCAGCAAGCUGGACAUCGACAACAUGGCCGGGGUUUUCUACAUGUUGCUAGUGGCCAUGGGCCUGUCCCUGCUGGUCUUCGCCUGGGAGCACCUGGUGUACUGGCGCCUGCGGCACUGCCUGGGGCCCACGCACCGCAUGGACUUCCUGCUGGCCUUCUCCAGGGGUAUGUACAGCUGCUGCAGCGCCGAGGCCGCCCCGCCGCCUGCCAAGCCGCCGCCGCCGCCACAGCCCUUGCCCAGCCCCGCCUACCCCGCGGCGCGCCCCGCGCCUGGCCCCGCGCCUUUCGUGCCCCGCGAGCGCGCCGCCGUGGAUCGCUGGCGCCGGGCCAAGGGCGCAGGGCCCCCGGGGGGCGCGGGCCUGGCCGACGGCUUCCACCGCUACUACGGCCCCAUCGAGCCGCAGGGCCUGGGCCUGGGCGAGGCGCGGGGGACGGCCCGGGGAGCGGCCGGGCGUCCACUGUCGCCGCCGGCUACGCAGCCCCCGCAGAAACCGCCGCCCUCCUACUUCGCCAUCGUGCGCGACAAGGAGCCGGCCGACUCCGCCUCGGGCGCCUUUCCCGGGUUCCCGUCGCCGCCCGCGCCUCCCGCCACCGCCUCCGCCGCCGCUGCCGCCGUCGGGCCGCCGCUGUGCCGCCUGGCCUUCGAGGACGAGAGCCCGCCGGCGCCGGCGCGGUGGCCGCGCGCGGACCCCGAGAGUCAACCGCUGCUGGGCCCGGGCGCAGGUGGCGCAGGGGCCGCAGGCAGCGCGGGCGGUGGGGUCCCGGCCGCUCCGCCUCCGUGCCGUGCCGCGCCGCCGCCCUGCCCGUACCUCGACCUCGAGCCGUCGCCGUCGGACUCGGAGGACUCGGAGAGCCUGGGCGGCGCGUCGCUGGGCGGCCUGGAGCCCUGGUGGUUCGCCGACUUCCCUUACCCGUACGCUGAGCGCUUCGGACCGCCGCCUGGUCGCUACUGGUCGGUCGACAAGCUUGGGGGCUGGCGCGCCGGUAGCUGGGACUACCUGCCCCCGCGCACCGGGCCCGCCGCCUGGCACUGCCGCCACUGCGCCAGCCUGGAGCUGCUGCCACCGCCACGCCACCUCAGCUGCUCACACGACGGCCUGGACGGCGGCUGGUGGGCGCCGCCGCCCCCACCGUGGGCCGCGGGGCCCCCGCCCCGGCACCGGGCGCGCUGCGGAUGCCCUCGGUCACACCCGCAUCGCCCGCGCGCCUCGCAUCGCGCGCAGGCGGCGCCCCACCACCACCGGCACCGGCGCUCCGCGGGGGGCUGGGACCUCCCGCCGCCCGCGCCCACCUCGCGCUCGCUGGAGGACCUCAGCUCAUGUCCCCGCGCCGCGCCCGCACGCAGGCUCACUGGGCCCUCGCGCCACGCGCGCCGGUGCCCGCACGCUGCGCACUGGGGGCCGCCGCUGCCCACCGCGCCCCACCGGAGACACCGGGGCGGGGAGCUGGGCACGCGCAGGGGCUCGGCGCACUUCUCCAGCCUCGAGUCCGAGGUAUGACUUGGCCCCGGGGGCCCUGUCGCCCCCUCGGUCAGCGCAGGCCACGGCCCGAGGAGGCGCGCGCAGUGGACAGGACCCACGUGGAUUGGGGAGGAACCACAGGCAACUGGCCGGACCCCGCUUGGAGCAGCGUCCUGCGCCCCCUCGCACUGGGGGAUCACGAGCCAGAGGGGAUCUGGUCUGC
Molecule: messenger RNA, 6357 nt
Organism: Cavia porcellus (domestic guinea pig)
Lineage: Eukaryota; Metazoa; Chordata; Mammalia; Rodentia; Caviidae
Gene: Grin2d
Product: glutamate ionotropic receptor NMDA type subunit 2D
Exons: 14
Coding region: 2166-6173 (1335 amino acids)
Biological process (GO): excitatory postsynaptic potential; long-term synaptic potentiation; monoatomic ion transport
Cellular component (GO): NMDA selective glutamate receptor complex; plasma membrane
Molecular function (GO): NMDA glutamate receptor activity
Source: RefSeq, a predicted model, not a curated record